Messenger RNA from Phytophthora sojae, 807 nucleotides. RefSeq lists its product as hypothetical. The record is from RefSeq and is a predicted model, not a curated record. Gene Ontology annotation, biological process: N-terminal peptidyl-methionine acetylation. Lineage: Eukaryota; Oomycota; Peronosporomycetes; Peronosporales; Peronosporaceae. Gene Ontology annotation, molecular function: protein-N-terminal amino-acid acetyltransferase activity; histone acetyltransferase activity. Gene Ontology annotation, cellular component: Golgi membrane. The transcript has 4 exons. Bases 1 to 807 code for a protein of 268 amino acids.
AUGAGCACGAGCGUCGACGGCGCAGUGGAGGAGCUGAUCCCGAGCGUGCGCGUCAUCUACUUCCGGGACUUGAGCUCGUGGGACAUCCCGCAGGUGCGGCUCCUGCACGAGGAGUGGUUCCCCAUCCGCUACAACCAGGCGUUCUACGACGGCGCGGCCCAGGGGCUCUGGAUGGAGACGGGCGGGCCGCUGUUCGCGCGUCUGGCGGUGGAGAUGCAGCCGUCGCCCGAGCUGGUGCAGCCCCGAGCGGAGGACCGACGCGACGAGCACAUCCUCGGGGCCGUGACGGCCAGCACGCUGCCGCUCAGCAAGGUGGACGACCCGGACCUGAUCUCCCCCGACGACUGGGAGCACACGCACAUCAUGUACAUCCUGACGCUGGGCACCAAGUCGUCCGUGCGGAGGAUGGGCAUCGCCUCCGCGCUGCUGCAGGAGUGCAUCGCCCAGGCCUGUCGCCAGCCGCAGUGCGGCGCCGUCUACCUCCACGUCAAGGCCGACAACCUCAGCGCCAGACAUUUCUACGAGAAGAACGGGUUCCAGAACCUGCGGUACCUCCAAGACUACUACAUGAUUGACGGCGUUCGACAUGAUGCAUUCCUGUACAUUCGCUAUGUGAACGGCGCUGCUCCGCAGAGCGGCUGGUUCGAUCUCAUCACAAGACCGCUGUUUGCAUUGUUCUCGAUUGCUUCGUUCGGCUGGAAAAAGCUCAUCGAGGGGUUCACCGUAGAAGAUUUCGAGGACGACACCACAGCAGAGAAGCUCGCUCGACCGGCCCCAGUGGAACCAGCAAACAUAGUUCCGGUAUGA